Messenger RNA from Suncus etruscus (white-toothed pygmy shrew), 1743 nucleotides. RefSeq names its product acyloxyacyl hydrolase (gene AOAH). The transcript has 21 exons. The record is from RefSeq and is a predicted model, not a curated record. The coding region runs from base 1 to 1743 and encodes 580 amino acids. Gene Ontology annotation, biological process: lipopolysaccharide catabolic process; negative regulation of inflammatory response. Lineage: Eukaryota; Metazoa; Chordata; Mammalia; Eulipotyphla; Soricidae. Gene Ontology annotation, molecular function: calcium ion binding; acyloxyacyl hydrolase activity.
AUGAGACUUCAGGUCCAGUUAAUGGCACCACCAUCUAAUCAAAUCAAACCAAAUCAAAUCAAAUCAAAUAAAGAGGCUCCUCUCAGUGGUUUGGAAGUGAUUCUGCUCCUUGGAGUCCCACCUAUAUCUCUGUAUGUGAACCUAUCCCAGUGGACAAGGUGUGUAUUGCUGGUAUCUGUGAUUGAACAGCUCGCUCAAGUUCACAACUCCACCUUCCAGGCUUCCAUGGACAGAUUUUGCAGCUUCCUGCCUGAAAAAUUGUUCCUGAAAACUGCCUGCUAUUUAGUGGUUCAGAUGUUUGGGCCAGAUAUUAUAAAGCUGCUUAACACAGAUAUGAAUGCUGAUGUGGUGUGUCACACUCUGAAAUUCUGUAAACAGGACAAGGGUCAACAUUUGUGUCAUCUCUACCCAUCUCUCAAGGAGCCAUGGAAAUCUGCACUGAAAAAAGCAAGAUGGAUUGUCAAGAAAUCCCCACCUUUGAAACAUUCCGAAAGUAAUUUUAACAUUUGUUCACUCCCAGUUUUGGCCGACGUCUGCAAGAAAAUUAAAUUUGCAAUAGAAAAUUCUGUACCAUUCAAAGAUGCAGAUUCAGACAAAUACAGCAUUUUCCCAACUCUGAGAGGUUAUCACUGGCGUGGGAGAGACUGUAAUGACAGUGACAAGAUGGCAUAUCCAGGAAGAAGGCCAGACAACUGGGAUAUACAUCAUGAUUCAAACUGUAAUGGCAUUUGGGGGGUUGAUCCAAAGGAUGAAAUUCCAUAUGAGAAAAAAUUCUGUGAAGGUUCACAGCCCAAGGGAAUCAUUGUGCUGGGAGACUCAGCUGGGGCUCAUUUUCACAUCUCUCCCCAGUGGAUCACAGCUUCGCAGAUGUCUCUGAAAUCCUUUGUCAAUUUACCAACAGCUCUUACUGAUGAACUCGACUGGCCCCAACUCUCUGGCAUUACAGGAUUUCUGGAGCCCACUAGUAGAAUUAAAGAAAAGUCUAUCUAUCUACGUUUAAGGGAAAGAAAUCGCUGCAAUCACAGAGAUUACCAGAACAUUGCAAGAAAUGGUGCAUCAUCCCAAAAUCUGGAGACAUUUAUGGAAACUUUGUCUAGGAACCAACUAUUGGACCAUCCAGCCAUUGCCAUCUAUGCCAUGGUUGGAAAUGAUGUGUGCAAGAGCAGGAAAAUGACAACUCCUGAGAAAUUUUACUCGAAGGUCAUGCAGACCCUGAAGUUUCUGAAUUCCCGCCUGCCAAAGGGCAGCCACGUUAUCUUAUAUGGCUUAGCAAGUGGAAACUUCCUCUGGGAUCAUUUGCACAACAGAUAUCAUCCUCUUGGCCAGCUGAAUAAGGAUGUAACUUACGCACAGUUCUACUCCUUCCUGAGCUGUCUCCAGGUCAGCCCUUGUCAUAGCUGGAUGUCAUUCAACAAGACACUUCGCACUCUCACUUCGAAGAGAGCAGAACAACUCUCCAAUACACUGAAAAAAAUUGCCACCAGAGAGAAAUUUAUAAACUUCGAUCUUUUCUACCUGGAUUUUAACUUCCAAGAAGUCAUUGAAGAGUGGCGGAGGAGAGGAGGGCAGCCUUGGCAGCUCGUUGAACCUGUGGAUGGAUUCCAUCCCAAUGAGGUGGCUUCACUGCUGUUGGCAGAUCACUUCUGGAAGAAGGUGACACUCCAGUGGCCCCAGGUUUUUGGGAAGGAGAAUCCAUUCAACAGCCAGAUUAAAGAGGUGUUUGGAGACCAAGGCGGGCACUGA